AUGGCUAAAAAGAAGAAGAAGCCAAAGCUCUUAAACAAGUUUGAUAAGACCAUUAAAGCUGAACUAGAUGCUGCAGAAAAACUACGUAAAAAAGGAAAAGUUGAAGAAGCUCUAAGGGCCUUUGAAGCAUUAGUGAAUCAAUAUCCACAAAGUCCUCGAGCAAGAUACGGGAAAGCACAGUCUGAAGAUGAUUUAGCUGAGAAAAUGAGAAGCAAUGAGAUGCUGCAACAAGCUAUCAACACCUAUGAUGAGGUAGUUAGUCUGCCAAAUGUCCCUUCAGACUUGAUAAAACUGAGCUUGAAGCGAGAAGCUGACAGACAGCAGUUCCUUGGUCGCAUGAGAGGUUCCCUGGUUACUCUACAGAAAUUAGUUCAGCUGUUUCCCAGUGAGACUUCAUUCAAGAAUGACCUUGGUGUUGGUUACCUCUUGAUAGGAGAUAACAGCAAUGCUAAGAAAGUAUAUGAAGAGGUUCUAAGUCUGGCUCCAGAUGAUGGCUUUGCCAAAGUGCAUUAUGGCUUCAUCCUGAAGGCAGAAAACAAGAUAGCAGAGAGCAUACCUUAUCUACAGGAAGGACUGGAGUCUGGUGACCCUGGCACAGAUGAUGGGCGUUUUUAUUUUCAUCUGGGUGAUGCAUUACAGAGAAUGGGAGACAAAGAGGCAUACAAGUGGUAUGAACUCGGAUACCAAAGAGGUCACUUUGCAUCAGUUUGGCAGCGCUCUCUCUACAAUGUCAAGGGACUGAAAGCUCAGCCUUGGUGGACAGCAAGGGAAACUGGAUAUACAGAACUGGUGAAGGCCUUAGAGAAAAACUGGAAGCUCAUUCGGGAUGAGGGUCUUGCUGUGAUGGAUAAAAAAAGAAGCCUCUUCCUGCCUGAAGAUGAGAACCUACGGGAAAAAGGAGACUGGAGCCAAUUUACCUUAUGGCAACAAGGUAAAACAUUCUGUCUCAGCAGGCUGGAGAAGCUGCCAGCUGGAACAGUGAUGAAGUUCAACAAAGGCAAACGCAAAGCCCUGCAGCUGAUAACAGAUAAACACCUUGCACCUGUAGUGUCUGGAGACUGGGAAGAAGGGAAAGUCCUUAUUUUUGAUGACUCUUUUGAACAUGAAGUAUGGCAGGAUGCUGAAAGUUAUCGCCUGAUAUUCAUUGUGGAUGUGUGGCACCCUGAGUUAACAGCUCAACAGAGACGUACCCUGCCUGCUAUUUAG
This is a messenger RNA of Catharus ustulatus (Swainson's thrush), 1206 nucleotides long. RefSeq names its product aspartyl/asparaginyl beta-hydroxylase-like. NCBI's taxonomy places the organism in Eukaryota, Metazoa, Chordata, Aves, Passeriformes, Turdidae. Gene Ontology annotation, biological process: peptidyl-aspartic acid hydroxylation. The transcript is spliced from 11 exons. The record is from RefSeq and is a predicted model, not a curated record. Gene Ontology annotation, cellular component: endoplasmic reticulum. Bases 1 to 1206 code for a protein of 401 amino acids. Gene Ontology annotation, molecular function: protein binding; peptidyl-aspartic acid 3-dioxygenase activity.